GGAUCGGUGUAAUCUCUGUGCUGCAAACAGAGAGCUGACAAGUCAAACUACUGGAGAUCAGUGUGUGAAAGUCAAAGAAGAGAAACUUGGGUUCAGCUUCUGUUACUGUAAGAAGAAGUGAAUCUGAUGAAACGCUGGUUCGUGUCGAUCAGUAAAAUAUAGCAGCGAGGAAAUAAGAUGAAUUCAGAAAAAUUCUCUUGUUCCAUCUGUCUGGAUCUACUGAAGGAUCCGGUGACUAUUCCCUGUGGACACAGCUACUGUAUGAACUGUAUUAAAACCCACUGGGAUGAAGAGGAUCAGAAGGGAAUCCACAGCUGUCCUCAGUGCAGGAAAACGUUCACACCGAGGCCUGUCCUGGAGAAAAACAUCCUGUUAGCAGAGUUAGUGGAGGAGCUGAAGAAGACUGGACUCCAAGCUGCUCCAGCUGAUCACUGCUAUGUUGGACCUGAAGAUGUGGCCUGUGAUGUCUGCACUGGGAGGAAGCUGAAAGCCAUCAAGUCCUGUCUGGUCUGUCUGGUUUCUUACUGUGACAAACACCUCCAACAUCAUUAUGACAUAGUUCAGUUAAAGAAACACAAGCUGGUGGAGCCCUCCAAGAAUCUCCAGCAGCUCAUCUGUUCUCGUCAUGAUGAGGUGAUGAAGAUUUUCUGUCGUACUGAUCAGCAGAGUAUCUGUUAUCUCUGCUUAAUGGAUGAACAUAAAGGUCAUGAAACAGUUCCAGCUGCAGCAGAAAAAGCUGAGAAGCAGAAGAAGCUGGAGGUGAGUCGACAAGAAAUCCAGCAGAGAAUCCAGGACGGAGAGAAAGAUGUGAAGCUGCUUCAACAGGAGGUGGAGGCCAUCAAUGGCUCCGCUGAUAAAGCAGUGGAGGACAGUGAGAAGAUCUUCACUGAGCUGAUCCGUCUCAUCCAGAAAAGAAGCUCUGAUGUGAAGCAGCAGAUCAGAUCCCAGCAGGAAACUGAAGUGAGUCGAGUCAAAGAAGUUCAGGAGAAGCUGGAGCAGGAGAUCAUGGAGCUGAAGAGGAAAGACGGCGAGCUGGAGCAGCUCUCACACACAGAGGAUCACAACCAGUUUCUACACAACUACCCCUCACUGUCAGCACUCAGUGAGUCUACACACUCAUCCAGCAUCAAUAUUCGUCCUCUCAGAUACUUUGAGGAUGUGACAGCAGCUGUGUCAGAGACCAGAGAUAAACUACAGGACAUCCUGACAGAGAAAUGGACAAACGUCUCACUGGCAGCCACUGAAGUGGACGUUUUACUGUCUGAACCAGAACCAGAACCAGAACCAAAGAGCAGAGAUGACUUCCUAAAAUAUUCAACAGAAAUUACACUGGAUCCAAACACAGCAAACACACAUCUGUUAUUAUCUGAGGGAAACAGAAAAGUAACAACAAUGAAUCAAAAACAGUCUUAUUCUAGUCAUCCAGACAGAUUCACUUUUUGGCAUCAGGCCCUGAGCAGAGAGAGUCUGACUGGACGUUGUUACUGGGAGGUGGAGUGGAGAGGAAAGUUUGUCUAUGUAGCAGUCGCCUACAAGAACAUCAGCAGAGCAGGAUAUUCAGAUGAAUGUGUUUUUGGAUGGAACAACAAAUCUUGGUCAUUACGUUGUGAAACAGACAGUUACACAUUUUGGCACAACAAAGUCCCAACUCCAGUCUCAGGUCCUCCUUCCUCCAGAAUAGGAGUGUAUCUGGACCACAGAGCAGGUAUUCUGUCUUUCUACAGCGUCUCUGAAACCAUGACUCUCCUUCACAGAGUCCAGACCACAUUCACUCAGCCGCUCUAUGCUGGACUCUGGAUAGGAUUAAAAAACACUGCUGAGUUCAUUAAAUAGAGAAACUACUGCAGCUUCAGGCAGGUUGUGUUUAGUCAUGAUGGAUUUUCCUCUGUUUUCUUUCAUUUUCUUCAAAGAGCCGUAACAUCUUAAAUAUUGUAAAGUUUAUUAAAUGCCUGAAACCCAAAAGUGUUUUCUAAAAACUCUUUUAAUGAACUUCAUGUCAAACCCAAAAGUUUAAAACAAAGAGUUAAAAUAAAGAACUGGCCUCACUGCUCCAGUAACUUUGGGGUGGACUGAAUGUUAAGAUAAAAUACAUCUUCCUUCAUUAAAAUGUCAAAGAAUUACAUCAGUUUAAUCAAUUAAUAGAACUUUACAUGUUCAAUUACGAAUAUUUGAUCAGUCUUGUUGUAGUUUUUUAUUUUUUAUGGAUUUCAUUGAUUAUUGAAUAAAAUGCUGCAGUGAUUAGUUUGUUAAAUGAUCAGAGUUUUAACUGUUUUCUGUACUUUCAGACGUUUUUAAAGUUGCUCAACUAUGAAGAUU
Melanotaenia boesemani (Boeseman's rainbowfish) is the source of this 2316-nucleotide messenger RNA. Its product is annotated as tripartite motif-containing protein 16-like. The coding region runs from base 178 to 1833 and encodes 551 amino acids. Gene Ontology annotation, molecular function: protein binding; zinc ion binding. The record is from RefSeq and is a predicted model, not a curated record. The transcript has a single exon. NCBI's taxonomy places the organism in Eukaryota, Metazoa, Chordata, Actinopteri, Atheriniformes, Melanotaeniidae.